Amphimedon queenslandica is the source of this 4620-nucleotide messenger RNA. Its product is annotated as DNA (cytosine-5)-methyltransferase 1-like. Gene Ontology annotation, molecular function: DNA (cytosine-5-)-methyltransferase activity; DNA binding; chromatin binding. Gene Ontology annotation, cellular component: nucleus. The record is from RefSeq and is a predicted model, not a curated record. Lineage: Eukaryota; Metazoa; Porifera; Demospongiae; Haplosclerida; Niphatidae. Gene Ontology annotation, biological process: negative regulation of gene expression via chromosomal CpG island methylation; DNA methylation-dependent constitutive heterochromatin formation.
AAGAGAAGGUACUUGAAAGAAUAAAGAAUACAGCUUAGUUAAUACUCCUUAGUACUCUUCAUAUCACUACCAAUGGAUUUUUUUAGAGGACUUCCAUUUUUGGAGUUGCGGACCCUAACAACAGGACAUAGGAGAGAAACUUUUGGAGCUUCAGACCACGUGGAUUGUGAUUGGGAAGGUUCUACAAUUGAAGAUAUUGAAAACGCUGGACAAAAUAGAGAAGAAGGUGCUCCUUUGGAAAAUGGUCUACCGAUGGAGAUAGACUCUCUUGAUUCUCUUCCGUUCAUCUCUCCCUCUUCAUCAAAGAGGGAGAGAUGAACUCUCCCCAGCCAUACCCCUAACGAUGACCCUCCCCUCAGUGACGACCACUCUCCCGUCAGGUUACUUAAGAGACAGAGGAGGUGCCUCGAGUAUAAGGCCUGCCUGAGAGAGAAUGAUUGUGGAAAGUGUACCAAUUGCCUUGACAAGCUAAAGUUUGGAGGCCCAAGGAGCAAAAAGCAAGCUUGCAUUCACAGAAAGUGUUUGAAUCUAAUUCGUGAAGCAGCAGUCAAAUCUUCUCAACCAAACAAAAGAGUUCAAUCUUCAGAUUCUCAUGCUCCUCCCUCAAAGCGUCCCCUGAGAGAGGACGGAGGAAGUGGUCCCAUGCUUAGUUCCCCGAGGCCUUGUCAUAUCCUCCCCUCGUCUCAAAGCAAAACCAAAGACAAUCAACCAGUGAUACAGCUGUACUCGCCACCAGCUGCCCCUCAGUCAUCACAGCCACAGUGCACAGGUCCAUAUUGUAACAGGAGCAGCAAUGAUCUGACACUAAAGACAUUCAUUGGUGAUGCACCCAAUGCUAAUGAUGAGUUUAUUAUGUUUGCUGAUCCGAGUUUAUCAGUUUUUAGUGCCGAGAGUGCACUGGAUGAUGUACCACAACACAGGAUCACAGGAUUCAGUGUUUAUGAUAAGAACCAUCACCUCUAUCAUUUUGAUACCGGGUUGGUAGAGAAGAAUGUGGAACUGUUCUUUAGUGGUUGGGUCGAACCCAUAUAUGAUGAGAACCCUGAUCCCUCCGAUGGUAUACCUAUGAGACAGCUUGGUCCUAUUAACUCAUGGUGGAUUGCUGGAUUUGAUGGAGGAGAGAAAGCACUUGUGGGUUUUUCUACAGCGUAUGCUGAAUACAUACUGAUGGAUGCUUCAGAUGAUUAUGCUGACAUCAUGGCAUCAGUACAGGAAAAGAUAUAUCUAAGCAAGAUUCUUAUUGAGUACUUGGAGGAAUUCCCAGCUGUUACGUAUGAGGACUUAUUGAAUAAGAUUCAAACAUCAGUUCCACCUCAAUCCAUCGGAUGCACUUCAUUCACUGAAGACUCUUUACUGAGACAUGCACAGUUCAUUGUGGAACAGGUUGAGAGUUAUGAUCAGUACUGUGAUGAGGAUGAGGAUUUCUUGCUAGUGUCUCCAUGCAUGAGAGCAUUAAUAAAACUAGCCGGGGUCACACUGGGAAAAAGACUUUCAAGCCGAUGCCCACACCAACCCAAAGUCAAAAAGACCAAGCAAACGAAAGCGAUCUUUGAGACGUUCUUCAAGAAUCAGAUUGAUAACAAAUCCAGCUCCGCCCCUCAUAGGAGGAGGUGUGGUGUCUGUGAGACGUGCCAGCAGCCCGACUGUGGCAAGUGCAAUUCUUGUGCUGAUAUGGUCAAGUUUGGUGGAACUGGAAGAUCAAAGCAAGCUUGUGUUAACAGAAGAUGCCCUUAUAUGGCCGUACAGAUGGCCGAAGAAGAGGAAGAUAAUGAUUCAGCUGAUCCUGACUUGAAGAAUGUGAAAGACUUGAAGUCUCCAUCAAAGAAGAUCAAGAAAAUAAAGACAAAAGUGGAGUGGAUUGGCAAACCAAUUUUUGUUAAAGGAGACAAAAGCUACUACACUGAAGUCCUCAUUAACAACAAAGAGAAGGUCUGCUUAUAUGAUGUGGUGUCAGUCUGUCCAGAAGUGCUCGAUGACCCACUCUACCUCACACGCAUCAUGUCAAUGUAUGAGGACUCAAACGGAAAGAAAAUGUUUCACGGAUGGUGGUUUCAUUGAUCUACCGGUACCAUAUUAGGCGAGACUGGAGAUCCACUGGAGUUGUUCCUUAUCGACGAUUGUGAGGAUAAUCCUCUUGGGGCUAUCAUGAACAAAGUGGAGGUUGAGGAGAAGCCUCCUGUCAGUAACUGGUUCAUGUGUGGUGGGGAGGAAGUGCCUGAUGGUGAAAAAGAGAUUGAGGAAGAUGGGAAGACAUUUUUUGUUCAGAAAUACUAUGACCAGUCUUUGGCACGUUUUGAAGACAUUCUGAGCGAAUACAUAAGAUACUUGAUACCAGAUGAUGCCGACCCACCCACUGAUGGUUUCAUACCUCGGUGUGCUUCUUGUGAGAGAAGAAAUCACAUGAAAACUGUACAUUCUGCAGUUCCUAUCAAUAAGAGAAAUAAGAGAGUCAGAGAAAUCAAAGAUUACAAACUACAGGUCAUUCCAGUUAAUUUUGAUGAGUCUGAAUACCCUGAGAAGUAUCGAAAGGUUUCUGAUUACGUCAAAGGUAGUAACAUUGACUCUCCUAGUCCGUUUCAAAUCGGUCAAGUAUUAGACAUAUUUUCUAAAUCAUCGGGAGGUUUACUAAUUGAUAAUAAUGAGAUUGUUCACAUUAAACUGAGAAUGUACUACAGGCCACAGGAUACACACAAAGAAGAUGAAGCUACUGCACAAUAUGACCUCAAUUUACUCUAUUGGAGUGAUUUAGUGACUACAGUGGUUGCUGGUGAUGUUGUUUGUGGAAAGUGUUUUGUGAAAUUCAAGGAAGACAUUACCGAAGACAUUGACUCAUACUUCUCCAACAAGCCAAACCACUUUUACUUUGUAGAGACUUAUUGUGCUGAUACUAAAGAGUUUGAAGACCCUCCAAUACACGCAAGGAACAAGGGGAAAGGAAAGGGUAUAUCAAAGGGUAAAGGUAAGGGUAAAGGACCUGCUAAAGGAUCAAAGGAAAGCAUCACCACCACCAGCACUGAUGAUGAUAAGAAAGAUGAUAUCACUCCUGAUAGUAGUUUCAAGAAACUGAGAAUGCUUGAUGUGUUUGCUGGCUGUGGAGGAUUAUCUGAAGGUUUCCAUCAAGCUGGAGUAGCUGAUUCAUGUUGGGCAGUUGAGAUUGAUGAACCAGCUGCUCAAGCUUUCAGACUUAACUACAGCCAAACAACAGUAUUCACUGACGACUGUAAUAUACUGCUUAGUUUAGUAAUGGAGGGUGCUAAAACUAACUCCAGAGGUCAGUCCUUGCCUCAGAAAGGUGAUGUUGAGUUGUUGUGUGGUGGACCUCCUUGUCAAGGAUUCAGUGGAAUGAACAUAUUUAAUUCAAGAGAAUAUUCUCAAUUUAAGAAUUCACUUGUCAUCUCUUAUUUAAGUUUUUGUGAGUAUUAUCGUCCUCAAUUCUUUCUACUUGAAAGUGUCCGUAAUUUUGUGUCCUUCAAAAAGAGCAUGGUUCUUAAACUAACACUGCGCUGUCUAGUAAAGAUGGGCUAUCAGUGUACGUUUGGUGUCUUGCAAGCAGGUCAAUAUGGAGUACCUCAGACAAGAAGAAGAGCUAUUAUACUUGCAGCUGCCCCAGGAGAGAAGCUCCCUCACUUUCCUAACCCAACUCAUGUGUUCAGUCCAAGGGCCUGUCAAUUAACUGUAGUGGCCAAUGACAUUAAGUAUGAGGGGAGUAUAAGAAUGGACUCAGCUCCCUACAGGACAAUUACUGUCAGAGACUCUAUGUCAGACCUGCCUCACAUUAAGAAUGGAUCAGCUGUACGCUCCAUGAAUUAUAAUGGGGAGCCACACUGUCACUAUCAGAGACUGGUGAGGGGAAAAUCACAUAGUGGUAAUCAGCACCAGCCAGUGUUGUAUGGUCAUAUAUGCAAGGAGAUGAGUCCAUUGGUUGCUGCCCGUAUGAGGUACUUACCAAUUGGGCCUGGAUCAGACUGGAGGGACCUCCCUAAUAAAUGUAUUAGACUCUCUGAUGGAACUACUGCACCCAAACUUCAAUAUACUCAUCAUGAUAAAAAGAAUGGGAGACAUAAGAAUAAGUCAUUAAGAGGUGUCUGUUCCUGUGCCACUGGUCAACCUUGUGACUCUUUUUACAGGCAGUAUGGGACCCUUAUAAUGUAACCAUGGUGCUUACCACAUACAGGUAACAGACACAAUCAUUGGGCGGGGCUUUAUGGAAGGUUAGAAUGGGAUGGGUUUUUUAGUACGACAGUUACGAAUCCAGAACCAAUGGGGAAGCAAGGUCGUGUCCUUCACCCAGAGCAGCAUCGAGUGGUGAGUGUGAAGGAGUGUGCCAGGUCACAGGGAUUCCCUGAUACUUUCCAUUUCUUUGGAACAAUACUUGAUAAACACAGACAGGUUGGUAAUGCUGUCCCACCUCCAUUGGCUGAAGCCAUUGGUUUAGAAAUAAAGAGAUCAGUAGAGAAGAAAGAUAAAUAACACUAGGAACUAUCUAUGCAUCACUGCUUUUAACUAAAAGGAAAUUAAUGUUAUAGAAUUAUCACUAAUUUAUCUAAAACCUUAAUCAUGAUUAACAGUAUAAUUUUGUCAAGUAUAAUAAGUCAGUUUGACUUGUCUACUACAACUGAA